AUGGGCAAAACGACUAGCAAGCUCGAUAAACGGCGGUCUCAGAGCAUUUCCUGGAGCUACAAAUUCGGCACGGUUAGCCGCCGGAAGAAGCAUGCCGCCCAGGUCAUCAGCGCGGUGCCACACAUGGACACGGCCGAAUGGUUGCAGCGGCUGGAUUUGCCCGAGUACGGUGAUAAAUUCAAAUCGUAUAACGGCGUGGAGGAGCUGCUAUUUCUAUCCGAGGCGGACGUCAAAAAGCUGGGUAUCCGCAACAACGCGCAUCGAGCCCGCAUCGUCAGCAGUCUGGUUGCGCUACGGGAGAACCUUGUCCAUGAGGCGAACGCGAAGGCAAACCAACGGAAUGCAGCGGCGGCGGCCGGUGACGAGCACGCCACCACCAGGGCACGGAUGCGUCACAGUGUGGCCGUUCCCGAUCGGACUCGGGCUAGGGACAAGGGACUGCUGCCAAGCACGGCCGCCGGCACGGAAACCGAAAGCCACUAUGCCUGCCUGACGCCGGCUGCCCCGAAACAAAGUAAGAGCUGUGGCGAUCUGUUAGAUAUGGAAACGACACCGGACGGUGGCAACGAAGCAGUGGCACUGAAGAAGGCCCUCGAAUGGGAGCUGUCGUUGGAUUCGCGGGACCUCCGGUCGCACGCCUGGUACCAUGGGCCGAUCCCACGCCAGCGGGCCGAAGAGAUUGUCCAGCAGGAGGGGGACUUCCUGGUGCGCGAUUGUGUUUCCCAGCCCGGGAACUACGUCCUGACGUGCAAAACGAAGGGACCCACGCUACACUUCGUCAUCAAUAAGCUGCUGCUGCAACCGGAAACCGUAUACGAGCGAGUCCAGUAUCAGUUCGAAGAUGAUGCCUACGAUACAGUUCCUGACUUGAUUACCUUCUACGUGGGCUCGGGAAAAUCGAUUUCGGCCGCUUCUGGGGCAAGAAUUCAAUGUCCGUGCAACCGAACGUAUCCGCUGUCGUUUUACGCCGGCAAGUGCCCCCAGAAUGUGACCGGCGUGGCGGGCAUCCGGGGGCCGAGCCCGCUCAACUCACCCUCACCCGUGCCAUCAUCGCCUGGGUUUAGGUAUAAUCCCUACACGCAGCAGACGAACUCCUACCGGAGUCCCAUGUCGUCACCGCCGCGUACCAAGCGUGAAACACCGCCACGGUUACCGAGCAAAAAGCAACGCUCCCAGUCCCUCACGCCCAUCCACGGUGCCCAGGGAGUCCAACAACGGUACUGUAGUGCCGACGGUGUAAUAGGGAACAACGGCGGCGGAACGGAGGGAAAACCGGGGACCGGGAAACCAUCACGCCUGGUGGAUGGCGCUGGUGGCGAAAAGUGUAACAGUGCCGACGGAGUCAUCCACGGCGAGCAGGUGGCCAACGGUGGACGUUGUCCGGGGGCGCCGAGCGAUGAGAAGAGUUCCAGUGCGGACGGAGUGGUAAAGUCGCAAACGACUUCCCGAUCCAAUUCGGUCGAUGCCGUCGCACUGAAGGGUAGCAACGCGUCGCUGGCACGGUCGGCGAGCCUCAGAUCUUCGCACGGUAAGCUUUCGGGCUCGCGCGCUUCCAGUAUCAACAAGGAGUCGAGCGAACAUUCGCUUAGCCCUUGCAUCGAGCAGCAACAGUUUGCGGAAAACGACGAGGGGCCACCGAGUCCACCACCGAAACCGAUUCGGGGCGGAGGAAGUGGUGGCGCCGGAACGCUUCAGCGGCGCGACUCUCUCAAGGACUCCGACAGCCACGCGGGACAGGGUGGUCACGGUCGGGGAGCGAUAACGUCGUACCAUCCGUCGGGCUCGGACUCGGGCAAUGGGUCGGGCGAUUCGGCACAGAGCUCCGCCACCGGCGAGGAUCUGGCACUGCCCCAUCGGGCCGGAGGGGUCGUGCUGAAGAAUCCACGCUUCAUCCCGACCUCCCUAUCGUCGGUGACGCUCCGGUCGCACUUGGAGUUCGAUCCGGUCGCGGCGGAGGAAGCAUUGCUGGCGAUGCACGUUCCCACCUUCGAGCAGACGUCCCGGUACGAUCUGGAGAACUUCAACACGCUGCUCCUGCCGUUCUGUGACUGCAAACCACUGGACAGUGGCACGCUCAACACUUUCCGGAUGAUGCUGUGCGAGUCCGGAUCGCGGGUUAUUGCAAAUCACCUGACGCGGGUCGACAUAGGACUAAUACUAGACAAGGACGACAGCCGAAAGGAUGACCCGCUGAACUGCACCGGGCUGGAGCUCAUCACCCUCGAGCAGGGCCGGCAGUACCGGGCGGACCUCAUCGAGCGCACCGAGUGCAUGAAGCUGCUGGUGGCUGUUACCAUUCUCACCUGCCAGAGUGACCUCGAGCGGGCGGAAACGCUCAACAAGUGGAUCCAGGUGGCGGUCGAGACGAAAACUGCGUUGGGCAACCUGUUUGGGUUCAGUGCCAUCAUGCUGGGCCUUUCGAUGCCACAGAUCCAAAAGCUCGAGUCCACCUGGCAUACGCUGCGCCAAAAGUUCACCGACAGUGCUUUCAACUUCGAGGCCAAGUUGCGACCGACGAUGAACAGCAUGAACGACUGCUCCAAUCCGCAGGCUCCCAAUACGACCAUACCGCACAUACUGCCCUACAUACUAGUCAAGGACCGCACGAUCAACGAUGUCUUCGCUACACCCACUUCACCUUGCCCAUCGCUGGUGGCCUCCUGCGUGACGCCCUGGGAAACGAUUACGCAAGAUUUUGGAUUCUCCGUUCUGUUCGCGCACCUUGAUGCGGCCCGCAGUUUCAUCAACAACCUCUCACUGUACAGAAAGAAUGCUCAAACCAUACUGCAGGACACUGGCCGGUUCGACCCGCUGAUGGAGGACGCUUUUAGGACCGAAUUUCAGAUGAAGUUCCUCUGGGGCAGCAAGGGUGCGCUGGUACCGGCCGACGAACGGCACGCCAAAUUCGAGCAUGUGCUCUCCGUGAUGGCGGAGAAGUUCUGCGGCGAUCCAUCGGCAGGCUAG
Molecule: messenger RNA, 2964 nt
Organism: Anopheles bellator
Lineage: Eukaryota; Metazoa; Arthropoda; Insecta; Diptera; Culicidae
Product: breast cancer anti-estrogen resistance protein 3 homolog
Exons: 13
Coding region: 1-2964 (987 amino acids)
Biological process (GO): positive regulation of peptidyl-serine phosphorylation; small GTPase-mediated signal transduction
Molecular function (GO): guanyl-nucleotide exchange factor activity; phosphotyrosine residue binding
Source: RefSeq, a predicted model, not a curated record